Penicillium macrosclerotiorum is the source of this 783-nucleotide messenger RNA. RefSeq lists its product as uncharacterized. NCBI's taxonomy places the organism in Eukaryota, Fungi, Ascomycota, Eurotiomycetes, Eurotiales, Aspergillaceae. The record is from RefSeq and is a predicted model, not a curated record. The coding region runs from base 1 to 783 and encodes 260 amino acids. The transcript has a single exon.
AUGCCUCGUUAUCAAGGAAUGGAGGAUUUUCUAGCCACUUGCGAAGAGGAGAUGCACCGUUCUUUCCAUGAAGGUGAGGACGCCAUCGUUACUUUCUCUCAGGUUGGCGAACGCACCUUCCAGAGAAACUUUCUAGACUCCGUACAUAAGAUCUUGAGAUCCUGGAAAAGCUACGAUUAUGAGUCUCACACUCUUCAAUUCACGAUGGCUGAGUCUCCCGAACACGCUCAUGCUGCAACUACAUUCAGCGACAUGGUUGCUCGGUGGCGGCCACAAUCAACACGACGUGUUCUGCUUAGUUCAGGUGCAUGCCCAUUUGAGACAUCGCAAGAGACCAGGACCGGCAAGCCCAAGGCAAGGAAACCUGAUGGUUCCUGGCACCCUAGAACUCAAUUUCCGGGACCUCCGAGUGUUGUUCUAGAGUGCGCGAAGUCUGAAUCACGACGUGAACUGAUGACGAGCGUUAAGUUUUGGCUCCAUGAAGCCCGAAGCCAGGGUCUUGAAGUCGAGGUGGUUGUCACAAUUCAAGUCAAGCCCUUGAGCGUGGACCUUGAAAAAUGGAAAUUCGACAGAAAAAGGGACUAUCGCUGUGAAGGAAAGAUGACUGUUAAGAGAGCAAACUUAACUUCCACUUCGGACUCACUUCAGGUCUCUGGGGCAUCUUUCCAGCUCACCUUCCAGGAGCUCACCAGGAUGAAACCGCAGAGAAAUCACGAUUGCUCUAACCUCUGCAUAAAUCGACGAGAUGCAGGAUCCAUUGCUCAGGCGAUCUGGAUCUUAUAA